GGCGGGGCGAGUCCCGCGCCAUCCUCUCGCGAGAAGAGAGGCGCGGCACCAGGAAGGGCAUUCCCGGAAGUGCCGUCUGGGGCGCCGGGGGUCGGCUGGGGUCGCCGAGGUUGGAUGCUGACAGCCCUCUCCCCGCCCAGCUCCCCUCUUCUGCCCCAGCCCAGCGGCUUCUGAGGCGGCGGCGCCGCGGUCCGUUCGCCAUGGACGAUACCCUGUUCCAGUUGAAGUUCACAGCAAAACAGUUGGAGAAGCUGGCCAAGAAGGCUGAGAAGGAUUCGAAGGCUGAGCAAGCCAAAGUCAAGAAGGCUCUUCAGCAGAAAAAUGUGGAGUGUGCUCGGGUCUAUGCUGAGAAUGCGAUCCGUAAAAAGAACGAGGGUUUGAACUGGCUUCGGAUGUCUUCUCGUGUGGAUGCAGUGGCCUCCAAGGUCCAGACUGCCGUGACCAUGAAGGGGGUAACUAAGAAUAUGGCUCAGGUGACUAAGGCCCUGGACAAAGCUCUCAAUACCAUGGACCUGCAGAAGGUGUCUGCUGUGAUGGAUAAAUUUGAGCAGCAGGUUCAGAAUCUGGACGUUCACACUUCGGUGAUGGAGGACUCGAUGAGCUCAGCUACCACACUGACCACUCCUCAGGAGCAGGUGGAUAGCCUUAUCGUGCAGAUUGCCGAGGAAAAUGGCCUGGAGGUCAUGGACCAGCUUAGUCAGCUUCCUGAAGGGGCCUCUGCCGUAGGAGAGAGCUCUGUUAGAAGCCAGGAAGACCAGCUAUCUCGAAGGUUGGCGGCCUUGCGGAACUAAACUGUACCUCGGCCUGAUGGACUGCUUUCCCUGCACCGAUCAUGCCCUGGAAGGGAGCGGGAAGGAAGCUGUGUCCUCCAUCCCUCCUACCCUUCCACAGCCUCUUUGAAGAGAAGCAGCCAACUCCUGCUGUUACCCUUGGCCCUGCCCAUCUCUGAUGGCAUUGGAAUCUACCCUUUUCUCUGGGUGCGGAUCUCUGUUUGGGGAGUGAGCUCCUACCAUGCAUUUGUACCUUGUUUCUAUGCCAAUGGACCUCCCCCAGAGCACUGGCAGGGAAGACCCCACUGCAUCACUCGGGCUCGUGUGUUGUCAGCUGUGCUGUUGCUGGAGGGCAGGCAGCACUGUCUGGAUUCUGAUGCCUCCACAGGAAUCUUUCUUUUCUGUACACUUGAAGGAAUACUGACUUGAUUUUAAUGCAGCACUACUUGGUUAUCUUAGGGGCUUUAGGUGAUUAGACUCUUUGGUAUUGCUUCAUUUCCAAUAUAUUGCAUGUCUGGGUCCUAUUCCCAUGUAACAUUGAACCAGUCCCUUGUGGGAAGGGGGGUGAGUGGGGUAGCUUUGGCCAAGGCUGAAUGCACCCAGCAGAUUUCCAUUUUGCAGAUGUUGGUUAAAUCAGACAGAGACUCUGCAGAGGUAGGGGUGUGACAGGAGACCCCGUCCUUCUUGGGCAGUGACUGUAUACAUAAAGAGCUGGCUGCUGAGUGGGCCCUCCAGUGACAGAGAAUGGCCAUGUUGGUGAGCCUGGCUGGGUGGAGAUCAAGUGACCCUUUGAAACCUUCCCUCUCAGUGAGUGGCCUUUUAAGAAGGAACUCUCUGUCUCUCUCCCAGUGUCCCGGGUGUAGACUUCUAGCCCAGUCCAGACUUGUACAAGGAGCUGGAGUUCUCUCAGCUACUUGUUAAGCUGCUUCAUCAGAUGGAUUCCUUCAGUGAACAGCUAGCUCAGCAUUUGGUUUCCGUGCUCUUAGGGACUAGUCUCUUCUUGGGGGCAGGCUGGAGGAGGCAGAUGAAUAGUGACAAUCCCUAACAGACAAGGUAUCCCAGAAAUCCUCAUGCCAUUUUUACGCUGUCGGGCCUAGAUCAGCCCGUUUUGCCAGGUUCCUGCCCCAAUUGGAAUCCAAUAACUUUAAGCAAUUACAGUUUAAGAAUGGCGGUAGGACUUUUGGGACAGCCUGUAUAUAAGCCUUACUAUGCCUGGGUGACGCUUGCCUAGGGAAUUCUGCGAUAGACCCUGAAGAUACUGCAGUGGGGUUUUUAAUCAUUUUUUUAGUCCGCUUUCAGUUUCUCAGAGAGAAGGGUUUGUGGUUUACAUUUCAACUUUACCAAAAAUUGGGUUAUGUUAUUGAUUCGUAAUUAGAAUCUCUGCCAUAGGAUCGAUAGCUAAUGACAUUGUGUUUGCAUGGCCCCGUUCCUCCUCCACAGAUCAAGGAAAGCUCAUGAGCUGAGGGCUCAGGCUGGGCGCCUCAGGAGAACAUUGCCAUUUAUCUAUGGGAGGCUCCUAAUGCCUUCCUGGUGCUUGUGCCAGUUUGUUUAUUUCUUCCUUCUGUUGCAGAUAUGAUUCCUGUCCUCCACCCCCCCACCCCCCAAGUAGUACCUCCAAGCCCCAUCUACUCCCAUGUGUUGUUGGGGCUUGACUUAGGACACAGUGGGCUUGGGAAGGUGGGCUUGGGCAUUAAUCCACCACUGUCAGUGAUAGUAAGACUUUAGGGACUCUCUGCAGCUCUGAACCAUUGGGAGAAAAGCAAAAAAGGUUAGUCAUUGUGCCCUUGAUUUUAUUGUUCUCUCCUCCUCCUCUCCCCCAAAUAGCUCUUUGCAGGUCUGCAGAAAAAAGUGGGAGCCCAAAGUAGUUUUCCAUCUGCUGAAACUUAAUUCAUUUUCUUGAAGCUUCAGGGGUUUUGGGUUUUUUGGUUUUUUUUUUCUUGUUUCUUGUCAGUGUAGAGGGAGCAGGCAGUUUGAGCUAAAUCCUUUUAGCAUUCCCCCCCCCCCCAGCAUGCACAUACCCAGUAAGAUUGGUACUUGGAGAUAAUCACCUUGUGCCUAUACAUGGCCAGCUUUCUCCCCUCCAGUGUAGUCUUCAUCAAGGAUGCCCGUAGAUAGGUCCCAGAUUGUCCGUGCUGUAUAGUAAGGGAACUGUAUAUAUUUUUUUAUGAGUUGUGUAUAGAUGUUUGAAAAUCUUUACUUUUGGUCUUUUACCUUUGAUCUUUGUGGCCUUGGGAGCAUCUGGAUUCAGUGUCAUGAAGAGGCCCCUUUUAAGGAUUUCCUUUGAAGCUUGGAAUAUGGGUGUUGGGUUAGAUCCUGGAGUGGGAGAGAGGCCCAGGAUCCUUCUCUCUUUUGGGCAGCAGGGGGCGGUGCCGUGACUUCAGGCUUGCUUCCUAAGGUGGUGGUGACCUGCUCUUCCCACCAUUGGCUUUGAUCAUGGAUGAAGAGAAUCAAAAGCUCAGUGAUCUAUCCAGUAUUGAUGCUUAUUUUUGGAAACACUUUCCACAGACUCUACAGCCCUCAAGAAUGUAACAUAAAGCAUCCCAAGAGAGAAUUGUAACUGCUGGAAGGGCAGUGUCAGAAGCAUGGAGGAAUCCACAGUGUGGCUGAACUCUACCCUGUUUUAGGUCCUUACAAUCAGGGACCUUCUGGCUUUGCCACCACUGAACAAGUUGAUGAGACUGGCACCUGAGGAUAUUGUGUGUUCUUAUGUUCAUCAAAGGAACAGGCUAAUUUGCCUUAAAACAAUCAAUACUAUUAAUUUCCUACAAUGUCAUUUUAAGUAAACAAAUUAUUAUCCCUGAAAA
Messenger RNA from Phascolarctos cinereus (koala), 3574 nucleotides. It is a transcript of the gene CHMP1A, whose product is annotated as charged multivesicular body protein 1A. Gene Ontology annotation, biological process: vacuolar transport. The record is from RefSeq and is a predicted model, not a curated record. Lineage: Eukaryota; Metazoa; Chordata; Mammalia; Diprotodontia; Phascolarctidae.